ACCGUGGUUGUGGUGGACAUGGUUCCGGGGUCCGUGUACGCGUGUCUGGCGGGGUUCCUGGGGGCCGCGGCCUCUCUGGCGGCCAAGCUGUCUCUGGGUCCGGACCACCUGCGGGACAUGUGCCAGUCCUGGCACGGAGGACCCGCCUGCGACUGGCUGCACGUCCCCUUGCGGCUGCUGUGUGCAGGUGUGCUGCUCACCUGCAACACCGUCAUGUGGACCUUCUUCUCCAGAGCUCUCCAUCACUGCUCCUCCUCAGCCAGAGCCACCGUCACCACCACCGCCUCCACCUUCAUCUGCUCGGGCGUCCUGGGGAGGCUGAUCUUCGGGGAGACCCACGCUGCUCUAUGGUGGGCCGGCAUCGCCCUCACGCUGUGUGGUCUGCUGGUGCUUCACAGUACGACGCCGCAGACUCCUCCACAAGUGCACAGCAAAAAGGAGCAGUGACGUCUCAAGCCGGGCUCUUACUGUCGGGUUAAAAAGAAAAACCCUGGACUCAGGUGCAGAGAGCAGGGUGCAGCUUUUCCACUGGCUGGUUGUUCACUACGGCCUGUGGAUGGUUACGGCACCGUAAUGGACGUUUAUUAUCACUAUUGACUCAUCCUUCGAUGGAAAUCUUCUCGUUCCUUAGCAAAUGUCACUUUUUUAAAUCAUUAUUUUGACUGUCAGAGUUUUGCCUUUAUAACAGGGAACAAUAUACACAUGUCAAACGAUAUAUACAGGACUGUCUCAGAAAAUUUGAAUAUUG
This is a messenger RNA of Cololabis saira (Pacific saury), 748 nucleotides long. RefSeq names its product transmembrane protein 42-like. The transcript is spliced from 3 exons. NCBI's taxonomy places the organism in Eukaryota, Metazoa, Chordata, Actinopteri, Beloniformes, Belonidae. The record is from RefSeq and is a predicted model, not a curated record. Bases 19 to 447 code for a protein of 142 amino acids.